AUGUCAUCAGGAGGAGCCGUAACCAUCGAAGUUGCCAACAACAGUGGCCAACAACAACAAAAGAAAGUAACCAAAUACAAAGCACCCGAAUCCAUCAACAAAUCUCUCACAAAAGGACUUCAAUUCGCUCCAUUCGCUCGAAAUUUAGUCAAUGCAGAUAUUUAUAUUUUAUUUAUUAUGGGAAUUGUUGCAUGUGCGAUGGCUCAAGAUUACUCUCGAAGUAUUCCAUGGGCAUUAGCUCCUGGAAUUUAUUGUAUCUUGUUAUCGAUAUUUUUAUAUAUUUGGCAUUUCAUCAGUGAAUUUACAAAAGUCGAUAAAAGUGUGGAUGCUGUGUUGGCACCAAAAGGAUGGCCUAAAGCAGUGUGUAUGGUAUUGAGCGCUUUUAAUUAUAAUCCUGUUCAAUGUAUAUUUUGUGCUGUUGCUUCUGUGUAUUGUUUCUUUUGUGUUCAAACUGCUAUUUGUGGAUGUCCAUUGGUCAUGGCAGCAAUUCUUUACUUGGUUGCAUCCAUUAGACGUGAGGCAUCUCAGAAAAUUACUGGAAUUAUUUAA
Naegleria lovaniensis is the source of this 549-nucleotide messenger RNA. RefSeq lists its product as uncharacterized. Lineage: Eukaryota; Heterolobosea; Eutetramitea; Acrasida; Naegleriidae. The coding region runs from base 1 to 549 and encodes 182 amino acids. The transcript is spliced from 2 exons. The record is from RefSeq and is a predicted model, not a curated record.